Messenger RNA from Fusarium graminearum PH-1, 495 nucleotides. RefSeq lists its product as uncharacterized. The transcript has a single exon. The record is from RefSeq and is a predicted model, not a curated record. NCBI's taxonomy places the organism in Eukaryota, Fungi, Ascomycota, Sordariomycetes, Hypocreales, Nectriaceae. The coding region runs from base 1 to 495 and encodes 164 amino acids.
AUGGCUGAGAUCGAAAGCCUUCGCGAAGUCAACCAGAAGUUGGAGAAGAAAAACCGAGAUUUGGAGUGGGCAAGUACUAUGACCCAGGCAAAAGCCGACAAAGCCCACGACAAGCUUGUUGAGCAGUUUGCCCAGCACCUGUCCGACUCCAGAACCGAAUUUGACGGCUUCCGGCAAGACGUCCAGAAGUCACUUGAGGAAAGUGAAGGAAAAUCCAGUCGCUCCUUGCAAGAAAAGCUUGAGAGUCUGGAGGCCCAGAUGAAUACCUCGGCAACCACUUUGAUGGAGGAUCGUGCCAGAGAAGAGCAGAUAACGCGGCGCAAGUUAGAGCGUUUAGAGGCGAUGCUCGAAAGGUCGAACAAGAAUAAUAGACAACUAGAGAAGAAGCUUUCGGGGCUCACGGGCAUCGUCGCUGACAUUGGUGCUGCCACAGACGUCGUGAGGACAGAACAGCAAUGGAAUUCAGCACUCGAAAAGUACGGGCUGCAGGAAUAA